UCAUUUGGACAACCCAUGUCACUGCCUCACCAUCCUCACUGUAAAGAACUUCCAAAUGUUUAAUCAAAUUCUGCACUUUUUCAGUUUAAAGCCAUUCCCCCUUGUCCUGUCACUACAUGCCCAUGGAAAAAGUCCCUCUCCAGAUUUCUUGUAGGCUGUCAAGCUGUAAAUGCUGCUUAUGCCAGUGAAUUUUCAAAAAGCAAAUGUAAUGCAAGGAUAGAAAACUUUUAGUUCUGAGCACAUCAACUCUAGUGUCUCUUUUCCUGUAGAAGAUUAUGGAUGUGUCUUGGCAAAAGUGAUGUUUGAAGGUUGUCUAAAAAAGGUGAAAUCUGUUACUUAAUUAUGAAGAAAAGUAGAGGUCGGACAGGCCGAAAGAGAAGAAGAAAACACUUGCAGAUUUUGGGUGGAGUCAACUGCAGUCACAAGCUGGAAUACAUUAAACUUAAGAAGUGGCUGAAAGACAGAGGAUUUGAAGACAGUAAUUUAAGGCCAACGGAGUUCUGGGGUACAGGAAGAGGACUGAUGACAACAAAAGCUCUUCAGGCAGGGGAUCUGAUUAUUUCAUUGCCUGAGAAAUGCUUACUCACCACAGGCACUGUCCUUAGUAGCUGCUUGGGAGAAUACAUUAUGAAAUGGAAGCCUCCUGUAUCUCCCUUGAUAGCACUGUGCACAUUUUUAAUAGCAGAGAAACAUGCUGGUGAAAAAUCUCCAUGGAAGCCAUAUCUUGAUGUUUUACCGAAGACAUAUACUUGCCCUGUUUGUUUGGAGCAUGAUGCAGUAAGCCUUCUCCCUGAACCUCUAAGAACGAAGGCUCAAGAGCAGAGAACGAUGGUCCAUGAGUUGUACGUGUCUUCCAAGGCUUUCUUCUCUUCCCUGCAGCCUUUGUUUGCUGAGAACACAGAAACUAUUUUUAACUAUAGUGCUCUAGAGUGGGCUUGGUGCACUGUUAAUACCAGGACAGUAUACAUGAAACAUUCACAGAGGGAAUGUUUUUCUAUUGAUCCAGAUGUUUAUGCUUUGGCACCAUAUUUAGAUUUGCUAAACCACAGUCCAAAUGUUCAGGUAAAGGCUGCGUUUAAUGAGCAGACAAGAAGCUAUGAAAUUUGGACAAAUUCACAGUGCAAAAGAUAUGAAGAAGUGUUUAUCUGCUAUGGGCCUCAUGAUAAUCAGCGACUGCUACUAGAAUAUGGAUUUGUUGCCAUGGAUAACCCUCAUAGCAGUGUUUAUGUCUCAUCAGAUACUCUUCUCAAAUAUUUUCCACCAUUGGACAAGCAGAGAAAAGCAAAACUUUCCAUUCUAAGGGAUCAUGAUUUCUUAGAAAACCUGACCUUUGGAUGGGAUGGACCAUCUUGGAGACUCCUUACUGCUCUCAAGUUGCUGUGUCUUGGUGCAGAUGAAUUCUGGGGAAUACAGCAAAUGAUUGUGUUUAAACAUUUUGGUUCUAGUAAUUGCUGGAGGAGAACGCUCCUUGGUGAUGUAAUUUCAGCCAGAAAUGAACAGCAGACUUUGAAUAUAACAGCAAAAAUAUGCCAUUUUUUAAUAGAGGAGACACAGCACGUCCUUCUCCAGAUUUCCCAGUUGAAAAGGAACAAAGAGAACCUGCAAACGUGCCUGGCUUUGGUAGAAGCAUUGCACUUGGAAAACCUGAAGAUACUACAAAAAUCAGCUGAGAGUCUUUGUAGCUUGAGUAUGGCAACAACUUGACCCAUCUGGACCUGUGACUGAUUGGAGGUCAUUUGCCAUGGAUGUGCAUUGCUGAACUGUUUUAGUGGUCCUGAACAGCAAAGAAUAAUGUACAAAUCAUCAAAAUAUGUUUAGUUUUGAUUACAGGGUCACAAAGGACUCUCUCUUUAUUUUGCUCUUUACUGACCUUCUUCAGUAAUACAUAAGGUUAGCCCAAAUGGUAGGGGAGAGCACAGGUGGCUUUCAUCAUAUCUCACUGAAAUUAUGGCUGCUGUGAAUAGAACGGUUUCUGGGGUAAUCUGAGCAGCCCUAGGAUUGUGGGCUUGAGCAGUCCUAGACUUUACAGCUGCCUGUGUGACUAAAGUAUGGAUCACAGGGUCAAGCAGAUACCCCUCAGCAUGUAUCUGGCACUUGGCAGAGAGGAAGAGGACAGAGCCAUUUAUAUUUGUCUUGUUCUUGUCCUUUACCUUUCCCCUUUACCUUUCCCUCCUUUACUCAAAGCUCCCUCCAGACUCACUAGUUCAUAUUCUGGCUCCUCCUGCUGAGAAUGAGAACUGAAAGGAUAUAUCACUUUGAACUCUGUUUCUUGUUUGGAAGACCACCCAGGCAAUUAGUUCUGUUUCCAUUUGUUUUUGAUGAUCACACUGAGAAAUGUUCCUACCCUGUUUAUAAGGGGAUGGUUUCAUGUGCUGCCUUUCAGCAUUGGUUCUACUUAAGUAGGAAGCUUGAGCUCCCUACAUCGUUCAGAGAGACUUCUUCAAAACACAUUUGAGGGCAGGAGCUUUAUUUAAGCUGUACAAACUUACUUUGUGAUUGUGUUGUGAUUAUUUUCCAUUUUGUGGGGAAUCAUAUUUCGUAGAAUUUUUCAUUACUGUUUUUAGCAUUUGUUAAGAGCUAUGUUUGUAAGUGUUAAUUUUUGUAUGUAUGUUGCUUCAUUUUCUACAAGACCUGUUUUUGAAAUAAAUGAAAUUGUAUACA
This is a messenger RNA of Neopsephotus bourkii (Bourke's parrot), 2661 nucleotides long. It is a transcript of the gene SETD4, whose product is annotated as SET domain containing 4. The record is from RefSeq and is a predicted model, not a curated record. Lineage: Eukaryota; Metazoa; Chordata; Aves; Psittaciformes; Psittacidae. The coding region runs from base 343 to 1704 and encodes 453 amino acids. The transcript is spliced from 11 exons. Gene Ontology annotation, molecular function: histone H3K4 methyltransferase activity; protein binding; transcription coactivator activity. Gene Ontology annotation, biological process: peptidyl-lysine dimethylation; peptidyl-lysine trimethylation; peptidyl-lysine monomethylation.